Carassius auratus (goldfish) is the source of this 868-nucleotide messenger RNA. Its product is annotated as GTPase IMAP family member 5-like. Bases 139 to 693 code for a protein of 184 amino acids. The record is from RefSeq and is a predicted model, not a curated record. The transcript is spliced from 3 exons. Gene Ontology annotation, molecular function: GTP binding. Lineage: Eukaryota; Metazoa; Chordata; Actinopteri; Cypriniformes; Cyprinidae.
GAGUGAAGGAGCUUCACAUAGUCUGUAUGAAUGAACAUGUCUGAAAAUUACUACAAUCUCUUACAGGACGAUGAAGAGAGACGUCAGGAGUCAGAGAACAAGAUCAGCUGAAGACUGAAGAAAGAGACGAAUAUCAACAUGUCCAGCACAGAAACCAGAGUGAUUGUUUCCCACAAUCCUCCUCGCAGGAGAAAAAAGAGCAAAAGCCCACCUCCUCUUGAUAUGAGUGUUCUGAGGAUUGUUCUUCUUGGGAAGAGUGUGUCUGAAAAUAGUCUGGUGGGGAACUUGAUCUUAGGACGAGCAGCGUUUGACAGUGAAUCUCCUCCAGAUGUUGUAGAGAGAGUCGGAGGAAGACUGAAGGACAGACACCUGAUCAUCAUCAACAGUCCUCAGCUUCUCCAGAGGAAUGUCUCAGAUCAGCAGAUCACACACACAGUGAGAGAGUGUGUGUUUCUCUCUGAUCCAGGACCUCAUGUCUUCAUACUAGCACUGCAGUAUAAAGACUUCACUAAGAAGGACUUGAGAAGAGUGAAACAAGUGCUGAAAGAAUUCAAUGAUCACGCAAUUAAACGCACAAUAGUGCUCACAACUGACAAAGCAUCACAAAGAGGAGCAUCUGUGAAAGCUAAUGAAUUCAUUCAACAAUUAACUGCAGAAUGUGGAGGAGGACAUGUUCAGCAUAACAAUGAUUAAAAAAUUGCUGCUCUGAGAUUUUUAAAAGAAUAAAUAAGUUACUUAAAGAACAAGAAAUAAAUGAUGAAUAUCUCAGAUGUGAGACGUUGAAGAAAACCCAAGAGUUUUGCUCAACAGUUGACAGAGAAUACAGUGGAUUGCAGGAUUCUGAAGUCAAAGAGAAACAGGAGGAACA